GACCCGGUCUGGGACAUCAUCACGCUCCUGGCCAAGAAGGACGCCGCCGCGGAACCCCUCCUCUCCUCCUACAUGUACAUGUCCGUCCUGUCUCACGACACCCUGGAGCAGGCGCUCAGCUUCGUCCUCGCCAACAGGCUCGCGGACAGCACCCUCCUCCCAACGCAGCUCAUGGAGAUAUUCAACUCGGUCCUGUUCGCCGCCGACGUCGACGGCGUCUUCGUCCGCGACGCCAUACGCAAAGACAUCAAGGCCAUAUACCAGCGCGAUCCCGCGUGCUUCAGCUACGUCCACGCCCUGCUCUAUCUCAAAGGUUUCCACGCGCUGCAGGCGCACAGGAUCCAGCACGCGCUGUGGAAGCGAGGCCAGCGGCUACUCGCGUUGACCAUGCAGGCGAGGAUAUCCACGGUGUUCGCCAUGGACCUCCACCCGGCGGCGAGGCUGGGUAAGGGCAUCUUGAUCGAUCACGGCACCGGCGUGGUCAUCGGCGAGACCGCCGUGGUGGGCGAUAACGUGUCCAUCCUGCAGGGCGUCACGCUGGGCGGCACCGGAAAAGACGUCGGCGACAGGCACCCGAAGAUCGGCAAAGGGGUCCUCAUCGGCGCGCACUCGACGAUCUUAGGGAACAUCACCGUGGGUAAGGGCGCCAUGAUCGCGGCGGGAUCGUUGGUGCUCAAGCCGGUGGCGCCGCACACGAUGGUCGCGGGCGCCCCCGCGAGAGCGGUUGGCCAGGCCAGGGCCCCGGCGCCCGCUAUCGAGAUGUCGCAGGAGAUC
Molecule: messenger RNA, 774 nt
Organism: Micromonas commoda
Lineage: Eukaryota; Viridiplantae; Chlorophyta; Mamiellophyceae; Mamiellales; Mamiellaceae
Exons: 1
Cellular component (GO): cytosol; cytoplasm
Molecular function (GO): L-serine O-acetyltransferase activity
Source: RefSeq, a predicted model, not a curated record